AUGCCGAACCACCAGGGAGACUCGAGUCUCGCGACCAUCUUUCCCGCAGCCUCACCUCAGCAGAUGGUGGCAGCGGAUGAAGUGUUCAACACGCCAGAGCUUCUCGAGAUGAUUCUCAUGCAGCUUCAAGAUACCCACUCCGUACUCAAGCAUGCUUCGCUCAGUCGAGCAGCCCAAGAGAUUAUCCUCGAGAAAUGCGGCCGAGACUUGCGCUGGGUCACCUACUUGCAACCCGUCAACAACAAGAAGGGCCGAGAGACUUGGCUUGUCGAGAAGGGGAGUGAGCACAUCAUCAUCGUGGAUCAGAGCUACGCCGUCCAGUGGAAAGAUCGUAAGGUCAAGAUGCUGCAGCGACCAGUGGUUCUCAAUCCAACCCUCUGCCAGGAUAAGUACUACAACCGUGUGCGAGGACAAAGGCGACUAUCCUUGACUACUGAAGUCGUCGAGAUCCACCCGUUCGUCAAGAACCUCAUUAUGCACAACACGAAGAAGGACGUGGACGAGUUCCUCGCCACAUCCUUCGCCAAGAUGCUGGUCUGCCAGCCACCGACUAAGACCUUCCUCAUUGACUGGUAUCAAGAGUACGACAAUGAUGCAGUGUACGGAGGAGGAUAUGGAAGCAGCGGCGCUUACCCUGUUCGCAACGACGCCGGUGUAAGACUCAGCGACAUCCUCGACGGCAUCCGAAUCCUCAAGCGGAGAGGUGUCACCAUCAAAGACUUUCGUAUCCCCGGUGUGCUCUUCCUGUCUCACAGAGACUGGGAAUCUAUCAGCCUUAACGCCACUGCGGUACCCCUGGCCGCAGCACCAGAUUGUCAAAUGCCUCGGACUGUUCUGCGCUCUGGAGACAAGUUCACGCUGCACGAUCUCUUCACGCGCUCCAUACAACGACCGGAAACCCUAGACCGACCGGCAAUUCUACCCCAGGUUCUGUGGUGUCUAUCGCUCUCUGAUGCACGCGAAGUGCGGCUGGUCAACAGACGGCUCGCUCGAUAUCUUGCUGGCUUCCAUCCUGCUUUCCUCGGAAGUUGGAGGAUGCUGACCCAGGGUAGCUCUGGAGACAGCAACGACUGGACCACCGUCAACUCUGCGAACCCAAAGUACGGCUCUGCUACUACAGGCGCUGUCGCGACCCAUUCUGCCAACCCUGGUCUCGCUCGAAAGAGCUUGGAUCAGGGUACCGUGAUCCAUCUGCGUCCCAAGAGAGGCAACCGUGUUGUGGAUUCGGUGCAUCCGCAGCAUGGCACUACUGAUACGGGUGGCUCUGCUAUUACCUCUAUCAAGGGAAAGAAGCUUGGACGAGUCACCAACCGGUUCCAGUACCUACGACUGGACGGGAGGCAAGAGAACGGAGAGGAUGAGACCCAGAAGGACGAGAGCAAGAACGAGCAGCAGGGUAACAGGGACCACGAGAAUCCAGGGAAAUCGAACAAGGGCAGGGCUGAAGAUCCGAACCCGCUGCACAGAGGGCAGCGAACGUGGAGCUGGCGGACUGGCUGCUGUUCAAGCCGUCGGGUGACUGCAGGGCAAAAGCAAUGA
Fulvia fulva is the source of this 1539-nucleotide messenger RNA. RefSeq lists its product as uncharacterized. NCBI's taxonomy places the organism in Eukaryota, Fungi, Ascomycota, Dothideomycetes, Mycosphaerellales, Mycosphaerellaceae. The record is from RefSeq and is a predicted model, not a curated record. Bases 1 to 1539 code for a protein of 512 amino acids. The transcript has a single exon.